Molecule: messenger RNA, 1053 nt
Organism: Anoplopoma fimbria (sablefish)
Lineage: Eukaryota; Metazoa; Chordata; Actinopteri; Perciformes; Anoplopomatidae
Exons: 8
Coding region: 1-1053 (350 amino acids)
Source: RefSeq, a predicted model, not a curated record
AUGUUGCUGAAGGUGAAAUACCAGGGUACCAAGAAGUACAUCAGAUUGCAGUCAGGCUUCACCUAUUUGGAAUUCAUCAAUGAAGAUCAUUCAUCACCAUCUUCCCUCACGGAUACCAUGUCACCUUCUUCGAGUGAUAAUGACCUCUCCAGUCGAAGAGAACGGGGGAUUCCCAUAGACAGAAAUGUAUCCAACUUUGAAGUCAUGAACAGAAGUACCACAGAGGCCUCAGGGUCAGAGGCAGCGAAAGAGAUGGUAGAAAAUGCCUUGCUAAGGAAACCUGGAGGUGAGGAUGUCCUGGAAGAGUACAAGUCAGAAAAUACGUUGACGCACAGCACCCGGAGACACCUUGUUAACAUUCUGACUAGCCAUAUGACUGAAAUGCAUGGGAGGAUUGUUCCACGUCAGCAAAAAGAGAAGUAUGCCCUGGGAAUCAUUACACUCUUUCCCUCGCUGAAGGAUCCUUUUUCUCCAAAGGGAUAUCUGAAUCAAGACUUCCUGCUGCUGUUUGGUGGUGAAACAGCAUCCAAGAUGCUUGAAAAGUGGGACACGGCCUACACGGCAUUCAAGUACAAGGUUAUCAAAGAGGCCAAACAACUGACUCAGUCAAAAGAGCUGUGCCGACUUCUGAAUGCUGCUGAGAAACCUACGGAGAAUGAUGACACUAGUAAGUCUGGACGGAAGAGGAGCAAAAUCAGUGCCAGUGAUGCAGUGGAAAAAAUGGUUCACUUUCACAAGUCGUGCUGCAGCAUUGAUGAACACCUGCGUGGGAGAAAGGGUCAACAACCGUACAUCCUUGCUGCUGGUCGCACCCAGAACAAGAUUGACAACUUCUAUAUUGUCGUUGACAAACAGCUCAUCCCCUGCCAAGCCACCAGCUCCUUAGGUGCUUUUGAUGAACUGUUCAAAUCACACUACGUGUUCAACCUGUCAUACGAGGAGUCCCUGGUCCAGCUCUACACAUUUGUGCAGACAACAGUCUACAACAUCGAUGUCACAACAACAGAUGAGUCUCCAAGAAUCCGUGAGUUGCGGGCAAAACUCCUGAACUAG